Neltuma alba is the source of this 980-nucleotide messenger RNA. Its product is annotated as kiwellin-like. The record is from RefSeq and is a predicted model, not a curated record. NCBI's taxonomy places the organism in Eukaryota, Viridiplantae, Streptophyta, Magnoliopsida, Fabales, Fabaceae. The transcript is spliced from 2 exons. The coding region runs from base 12 to 662 and encodes 216 amino acids.
AUAUAGUUCACAUGGCUACUCUCGCCUUCCACUUCUUAGCCUUAUCUUUCCUCUGCAAUCUCUCAACUCUUCCUUUGCUCACCAAUGCUGUCUCCAACUGCGGCGGAAGCUGCAGCACCCUCAACGACUGCGCGGGCCAGCUCAUUUGCGUCAACGGCAAAUGCAACGAUGAUCCUGACGUGGGCACGCACAUCUGCGGUGGCGGCGGCGGAGGAGGAGGAGGUGGUGGAACUUGCCAGGCUUCAGGCAGUUUAAACUGCAAGGGUAAAUCCUAUCCUCAGUAUCGUUGCUCCCCGACAGUCACGUCCUCCACGCAAGCCAUCCUCACCCUCAACGACUUCAGCGAAGGCGGCGACGGCGGAGCACCGUCCGAAUGUGAUGAACAGUACCAUAGCAACUCGGAGCGCGUGGUGGCGCUAUCGACGGGAUGGUACAACAACGGGUCACGGUGCGGGAAGAUGAUAAAGAUCACGGCCAGGAACGGGAAGAGCACGACGGCGAAAGUGGUGGAUGAGUGUGACUCGGUGAAUGGGUGUGACAGCGAGCACGCGGGACAGCCACCGUGCCGGAACAACAUCGUGGAUGGGUCGCAGGCUGUGUGGAAUGCGCUGGGGCUUAAUUCGGACGUGGGCCAGGCACAGGUCACCUGGUCUAUGGCAUGAACUAUUCGUAAGAAAAAUUAAAUAAUAAAAGCAUGAUAGACAAAUUUCUCUAGUCUGGAAAUAAAGUUCACAAAGCAGGAAAAUAAUCCCUAUUGUGAACACAACGAUCAUCCUUGUAAGGUACCUCGUAGAUCAUCAACAAAGUAAGAAUUUGGUUGUUGAUCCAUGAAAUCCCUACAUUACGUGCACUUUAACUUUAUGUCUUCUGAGAGGGAUGGUGUAAUAUUUCUAUAAUGAAACUUUAAUGUCCCCCCCCCCCCCCUCUCUCUCUCUCGGUGGAAGAUAUUGCGAAUUUCGUAGAAUCUCUAUAUUCUUUAA